Messenger RNA from Cylicostephanus goldi, 1592 nucleotides. Lineage: Eukaryota; Metazoa; Nematoda; Chromadorea; Rhabditida; Strongylidae. The record is from the annotation of a GenBank genome assembly.
AUGAUUGAGAAAAGCAUGUUAAAAACGUUUAUCGUUGCAGGAGUAAUCCAGCGCUCGAGCUUCUCCCAACUUGAUCAACUUAGUGAUGCCCGGCGUCAAGCUGGUCGUCACACAAGUCUAGUUAACUUGCUGCCGUUGCAACCUGAGUCUGCUGUGAUUGAGAAACGAAGCGCGCCGCCAUAUCCAGAAGAACGGGUAGGACAAAAGCUUAUUGUGAAAGUUGCUAAGCUUACUCUCGAUCCAUACUUCGAACCGGUUUUCGGCUCAAUAGCGAUUUAUGAUGCCAAGGCACGACGGAAAGUUAGUGAAAAUUUCUACUUUGAUGUCAAUCCGGAUGAGGUGCGGCGUCUACUCGAUAGGAAACGUGCUCAAGAGGAACCGUCGCAGAGAUGCAGCCAAGCAGCAUUUAAUCUGUCCUGUCCUCUUAGCGACUUGUUCAUGGUUGUGAAGCUUGAAAAAGUUUUACAAGCUUGCGAAAUAGGGGAUGCAUCAGAGCCUUAUGUAGGUUGUGCGGCCAAAGAUGAUCGGACUAGAGAAAAGCUCACGGCUGCGGCCGCUGAUUAUUGUGAACGUCUAGGAAGCGAAGACUCAGUCACGCCUGAUGCAUCUUCAUUGGGAAAAUCUAUGGAGCUUAAUUUGGCUAAUCUGCAGCCGGUUACUCUCAAUCUGAAUUCCUUCUACAAGCAGGAGGCUGACCGUUUGAGCGACGAUGAUCUGUUCAAACUCUUGGCUGAUGCUAGGAAACCCGGUGGGAAGCUUGGCAGGUUGAAGACUUUCGCAGCCGAGCUGUCGCUACAGCUUUCAGGAGGUACUGGAGAAGAGCUAUUAAUGCGGCUGAGCCCGGAAAUGUUGCGUGUGGCCCCGUUUUCUGGUGGCGAGCUGACCAAGGACAUACAGGAGUUCCCUGCCAAAGGCCUCUACAUGGCUAAUACGAGUUAUCGGAACCUCCUGUACAUCUACCCGAAGUCGGCAAACCUCAGUAAUCGGCCAGGCACAGCACGAAACAUUUCCAUCAAGGUAGAGCUUAUGAACGGUCAGGAGCACGCACUGCCUCUCAUGUUUUCUCGCGGCCCAGGAUGUGAAAUGGUAUCUCAGAUAAGGACUGCUGUAGUAUAUCAUAAUAAGACCCCGCAUAUUGCUGAUGAAAUCAAGCUUCGUAUCCCUGUAGAUCUGGAUGAUGGUCAUCAUCUAUUAUUUAGUUUUUAUCAUAUAUCCUGUAAACCGAACAACAAGGAUGAAGAAGUGGAAUAUCCUAUAGGAUAUAGUUGGCUACCUCUUUUUCGUGAUGGUCGGUUAUCAACCGGUGAUUUCCAUUUGCCCAUUUGCCUCGAUCGUCUUCCAUCUAGCUACGGUUACCUCUCACCGGAUGUUGCCCUACCGAAUGUGCGGUGGCUUGAUGCGCACAAACCGACGUUUAACCUUUCUGUUGUAGCCAUCAGCACUGUGCAUCCGCAGGAUGAGCAUCUGGAGAAGUUUUUCAUUGGCGUGAACUCAUUGAGCUCUACUGAUAGGAAGAAACCGCCAGUUAGCGAGAGUGCUUUGAUAACAGCUGCACAGGUAAAAGUGGUUACCAUCAAAUGCGUAUUCUAAGU